Molecule: messenger RNA, 1605 nt
Organism: Penicillium alfredii
Lineage: Eukaryota; Fungi; Ascomycota; Eurotiomycetes; Eurotiales; Aspergillaceae
Product: cytochrome P450
Exons: 9
Coding region: 1-1605 (534 amino acids)
Molecular function (GO): heme binding; monooxygenase activity; iron ion binding
Source: RefSeq, a predicted model, not a curated record
AUGGACGUUAUCAACUCAACCUGGGUCUUCCCCGGUCCUUGCGACGAAGUUCUACCCGAAAUGCGCGGUAAUACAAUGGAUCGAGCACCAGGAUUGCUACUGGGUGCAAUCUCCUUGUAUUUAUUUUGCAAAUAUACCAAGCGAGUCUACUUCCACCCAUUGAGUGGAAUCCCAGGACCCACACUUGCAGCGGCGACCCAUCUGUACGAGGCCUACCAUAACAUCAUCGGCGAGGGCCUUUUCAAGAAGUAUAUCCCGAUGCACAAGAGAUAUACGCGUGGUUCAGACUCCCCAGUUGUUCGCAUUGGUACCAACCAUGUUCAUAUCGGCGAUCCAAACUACUACCAUACGAUUUACAACACAGGAAUGGACUACCACAAAGACCACGAGCUUUACAAGGGGCUUGGAGUCGACGGCUCGAUUCUUACCAUCACUGAUCCUGCGGAACACAAGCAAUAUCGUAGCAUUGUCAGCCCACUAUUUUCAAAGCAGGCCGCCGAUAACGAAGGGCCUACCCUGUCGUUGGUGCUCGACAAGGCAAUGGAGUCGGUAGCGCGCCAGGGAAGGGAAAACAGGCCAACAGUCAUCCAGCGGGUUUACCGUGCCAUUGCGGCCGAUAUGGCAUCGCAUCUUUUGUUCGGCAGGUCGCUGGGGCUGAUUGAAUCAUCUCCAGACGCUGACCAUUACCACUCUUUCAUGCGCAGUAUCGAUCGGUUCACCGCUAUCACUUGGCCGAGGCUGUACUAUCCUGUCAUCAAUUGGAUUAUCGACUCGUUCCCCACUUUUGUGGUUGACAAGCUCCAGCCAGGGCUGCGAUCAUUGCAGGAGCUUUUUGAGGGGUGGUUGAAUGAGACCAUCGCAGCCCAUGACUUGGGAAAGCCCAUCGAGGGCCGGAGUACUUAUUUCGAUCUCAUGGUGACGGCUAGACGCAAACGUGGAGAAGAUCUCCGUCCCGAGCAGCUCUUUGAUGACCUCCUGAACUACAUCAUAGCCGGCAUGGAGGCCACUAGCUAUGUGCUCUCUUUUGGUACUUACGCCUUGCUGCGCAACCCUCGUGUCAAGGCCAAGCUGGAAGCCGAGCUAGUUGAGGCACAGCCCUUUAUCAGAGAUUUAGAUCAUCGAAAGAUCAUGGCUUUGCCCUACCUAACGGCAGUUGUGAAGGAAUGCCUCCGCCUAAGUAAUACGGUGCCAGGCUUCCUGCCCCGCCGAGUUCCCAAGAACGGUGUGGAUAUUGGAGGCUACCAUAUCCCCGGAGGAACAAGAAUAUCCAUGGUGCAUCCCGUGGUGGAGUUGAACGAAGAAAUCUUCCCCAGCCCCAAUGAGUUUCUUCCAGAGCGAUGGAUGGGAAGCGACAGCCAGGAUCUGGAGAAAUGGAACGUCGCAUUCAGUAGAGGACGCCGCCAGUGCAUUGCAAAAAAUCUUGCAUACCUAAUGCUCUAUUCCAUCCUUGCUGUGCAGUUUUCACGCUUUGACAUGGAGCUUUUUGAGACUACUCCGAAGGAUAUGGAGAUUGUUGAUCAGUUUGCGCCGAUCCUCAAGGGCGUGGUCAAGAUAAAGGUCAACAAGGACCGGUGGGCAGCCUCGAAUCCCUCGGGUGUUGCGUAA